Molecule: messenger RNA, 3750 nt
Organism: Kwoniella shivajii
Lineage: Eukaryota; Fungi; Basidiomycota; Tremellomycetes; Tremellales; Cryptococcaceae
Exons: 6
Coding region: 1-3750 (1249 amino acids)
Biological process (GO): regulation of transcription by RNA polymerase II; embryo development
Cellular component (GO): nucleus
Molecular function (GO): DNA-binding transcription factor activity, RNA polymerase II-specific; RNA polymerase II transcription regulatory region sequence-specific DNA binding
Source: RefSeq, a predicted model, not a curated record
AUGUCAGAUCCAAAUCCAAAUCCAACUUCAUCCGAAGCACCUACUUUUGAUGCUAUUUUCUCAAGUCAACAAUUACCUCCAAGACGUUCAUCCACUUCUUCCUCAUUUAACGCUUAUUCAUUUCAAUCUCCUUAUCCACACAUGAUUGCUGAAAGUUCACACUCUCACUCCCACUCGCAAUCACAAUCACAAUCACAUAACCAUGUUCAAGGUCAAGGACAAGGUCAAAAUCAAAAUCAAAAUCAAUUAGGUCAAGGACAAGGACAAGGACAGAAUCAAUAUUACGAAGAACCUCAAUCUAUAAAUCGUAAAUCAAGCAAUUCAUCAUUAAACGGAAAUGGAUUUUCAAAUGGGAAUGGUUUACAAGCGCAUAGUAGAAAUCGACAAUCGUCUUCUUCUUCAUCAUCUACAGGUUCAACAUCAGAUAUGAUGAGUAAAGGAUACAAUAAUUUUGGUUCAUUAAGAAGAAGACAAUCUUCUUUAAGAAAAGAAUCGUUACCUUUCAAUCCAGAAUCAGACAGUACGAUAAUAGCUACCGCACCAAGACAAGGUAAUAGGUUUAGUUCUCCGAGUCAAGGUUAUAGUUCACCUCCUAUUGGUGAUAUCAUGUUUGGAGGUCAAGCUAGAAUACAAGAUAAUAGCCAAAUACAAAUACAACCAAACUCGCAAAACCAAAUUCAGAACCAAAACCAAAACCAGACCUAUCAGUAUCAAGCGAAUGACCAACUACAACAACAAUGGGCAGGAGUUGGAACAAUAGGUAUAUUACAGCAGCAACAGCAACAGCAACAACAACCUAUUACUCAAUACGCUCAAGCACAAAUACCCCGACAACAACAACAACAAGAACAACAAUAUAGUCCUUUCCCUUCUCCUGUGCCAACACCUUCGUCAGCCGGAUUAAACUUCAUGACACCUGGAUCAGCAAAUUCCAUCAACGAUUCGACGAUGUACGAUCAAUUUUCACCAUAUACAAAUCAAGCAAUAACGCCGAAUCAGCAGAACCACGCUGGAUGGGGACAAGAAUUUGUGGGACAAGCAGAACCAUCGCAGGGUUAUUCAUCUGGAUAUAUAGGAGCCGACACUAAUGAUGGUCAAAUGAAUGGCAUUGAUGAUUUAAUGGGAAUAAGUGAACAGGAUGCUCUGAAUAAUGAAUUGCAGAGAAUAAUAUCCAAUACGUCACAUCACAGCUCCGCUCAACAGUCAGGAGACCAAUCACCAUUUCCUCAGCAUGCCCAAACUCCUAAUCCGGAUUACAAUCAGUUAUAUCAGAACCAAGUGCAAGGUCAUUCAAGGCAUGGUUCAUUUUCAGCUUCUAGAUCACCCAGUCCCUUCGCCCCUCCACAACAGCAACAGCAAUACGAUAUGUCAGAUCUCACUUCUCCACCUGUUUCAGGUACAUUCCAGGUUACAGGAGGAUCCGCACCAGGCAGUUCACCUUUCUUCAACAAGCCUCAAUCACCGCCAGCUCUGAUAAUCCCUAACCAACACAGCCCAUCCCCUAAACUCCCUCCGAUCAUCACUACUACAUCAUCGGGACCAAGUGGUAUAGGGCAGAAGGGUAUGAACGCUCCUCGCCAAGGUGAUCUAGGUGGUUCAGUCAGCGGUGGUCUGUUGCCGCCUGUCAACCCUGCUUUGGAACACUUGACCGGUAUGGCAGGAAUCAGUCCCAUCGCCCCUAGCGCGGAUGGCCCCAUGAUCUACAUUCAGCCCAGUACACCUAUAAGUGGCAUGAAAGACGGCCGAGGUCUUUUUGAUGCUGCAUUACGUCGUGCAGGUCAAAUGGCACAACAGGGUGGACAACAGAACCAAGGAGAUUUCAAUCAGCAACAGGGCUUUAAUGUUCCUCCACCACAGUCACAUCCACUAGUGCGACCAGGAUCAUCUGAUCAACUUGCCCAAUCCGGUCAAUCCAAUACGGGGGGUCUAAAUGAUGAUAUGCAAGGAGGAAUGGACUUCGCAACCGCCAUGGCUUUCCAAGCUACUCAAGGAUGGGGCCAAUUAGGAGGUGCAAGCUUAGGUGCUGGGAUCCAGACUCGACCAAGAGCAAAAUCAGAUUCCUUCAUGCCUUCACCAACAGCCGAUUCCUUUGACAGACAAGCUCUGCUAAAUCUCUUAGCAGGCGCAAACCCAAGUAACGGAAUGAACAAUGUUAUUCAAGAUCAGGUGAUAUCAGACGAAUGGAAAAACACAGUCAAUGCAUGGAGGACAGGUAUCAAUGAAAAUGAUCCGUCGAAUGGUCAAAACAACUUCACACUUGAUCCAAGAUUAUUACCAGGUCAAGAAAGUCAAGAUCCUCUACAACAAAUGUUGAAUCAACAGCAACAGCCUAACAAUCAGUUGAACGAAUCAAGUCAACAGCAUCAACUCAAUUUACUUCAAGCACAACGAAAUCGACUACCUCCACUGAACACCAAUACUGCUAUCCAAGGUCAAGGUAAUGACGCUGGUGUUGGUGGCGUUCUCAAAUAUGAACCUGGAGAGUUCUCACCUACGUCAAUGGCAUUCUAUCAAUCCAUCGGAUUAUACCCUCAUUCCGCAUCUGAAUUACCGGGUACCACCUCUGCUCCUUUUUACACUACUACGUUUGGGGAUAUUUCCGGUGUGCCUUCAUCUGCUGGGCCUUCUCAACAGUCAUUCCUGGUACCAAAUCAAGCACAAGGUGGAUUGGGUGCGCGAAGAAGGUCAUUUGGAGGAGAAGGGACAAAUCAUCCGGCAGCAGGAGCUGGUACACCCGGAUACGGUGUUGAAUUCACCCAAAACAAUAAUAACUCGCCAUUCGGACAAUUGAGACCUGGAGUAGUGAGAGGUGUUAGUGGACACGGGCAUAGAAGAGCAGCAAAAUCUGAAGAUUUCGGUAGGGUAGGUACUGGUUGGGGUGUGGGUGCAGGUGGUUCCACAGCCGAUUUCUUACAAAGUAUAACAGCGAAUGAUGGAUCAUUACUCCCACCAACUAAUCGUGGAAGAGCGAUGUCACAUUCCAGAAACUCAUCCGCGUCAUCGAUAAGAUCAGCUUCACCUGCUCUAUCAAUCUCUUCACAAGGUUCAAAUUGGUCAAAUAUGGAAAGAAUGGAACUACCUGAUGGCACUCAAGUACAAGAAUCAUCCCCGGACCCCAAUACUUCAACUGGACAGGUGCCUGCUGCUACUACAUCCGCAAAAGGUAGAAAAAGAGUCGCCAAGUUGAAAGUCACAAGUGUGGCUACUGAAGUCGCAAGUACUUCAAGAAGAACAAACAGUGGUGUGUUCAAAUGUCCAGUUCCGGGUUGCGGAAGCACUUUCACGAGACACUUCAACUUGAAGGGUCACUUGAGAUCGCACAACGAUGAGAGACCUUACAAAUGUCUAUAUGACGGUUGUCCCAAAGCUGUAGUAGGGUUCGCCAGGCAACAUGACUGCAAGAGACAUAUGUUACUGCAUGAAGGUUUGAGACCCUUUGAAUGUGAAGGCUGUGGCAAGAAGUUCGCCAGAUUGGAUGCGUUAACCAGACAUCAUAAAUCCGAACAAGGUCAGGAAUGCGCUCUUACACAUCCUCUACCUGUCAAUCCAGAUGGGACACCAAUGUCUGAAUCACAAUACAAGGCUUAUAGAGGAUUCAAGACGGUCCAACCUAUGGACGCAUCACCGGAUCAAGGUAGAAGAAGGAGCAGUGGAGUUAAAAGUGAAUUCCUGAGUGGUGAUGAUAGAUCAGGAGGUGAAGAUGAAUUAGGUGGUGGAUUAAGUGGAAUGGAAGAAUAUGAUCGUUUCUGA